AUGCCUUCCCUUCCUCUGCUCCUCCUCCUCCUCCUCUUCACCCCUCCGUCCAGAGGCUGCCACACGGGCACCUUCACCGAGUGCCAUGCGGCUCAGUUCGUCCCCGGGCACAACCUGGUGGGCGAGGGCUUCGACAUCGUCAAGAUGCAGACGUCCGGCGCCUACGUGGUGGACGUCAGGAACUUCAUGGACGGCAGCGGACACAAUGCCAACUGCACGCUGUGCCACAACAGACUGAUGAACCAGACACAGAAGCUGCCCUUGUCGGUGGUGGACUGGCGCAUCAAGGUGCUGUGCCGUCGCAGCCUGAGCAGCAAGAUGUUCGAGUCGAGCAUGUCCGUCGUGAAGGAGAGCAGCACGUCCACCAGUGUGAGCUGGAAGGUCGGUCUGGGACUUCCAAAGGUGGGAGGAGUGGCAGUUGGAGGAACACACUCCAAGUCGUCCUCGUUCGCCCAGAGUCACUCCCGCAAGGACAAGUACUCCUUCACAUCCCACGAGUUCAAAUGCAAGUAUUACACCUUUCGUCUCCACAGCACCCCUCCUCUGGGCAAAGAGUUUCAAGAAGCUCUGAAGAACCUUCCCACCACCAUCGAACCGAAGAGCCACAAAGCUUACGACCACUUCCUCUCCAUCUUCGGCACCCAUUACAUCCGCAGGGUGGACCUGGGGGGGCGCGUGCACUCCACCACGGCCGUGCGCACCUGCCAGGCCUCCAUGAACGGCCUCUCCACCCACUCUGUCAGCAACUGCCUGGGCGUCGAGGCCAGCGCCGUUAUCAAGGGCAUCGAAAUCAAAGCAUCGACCGAAUACUGCAAAACCCAGAGCAAGAAGCUCAAGACAGGCCUGAGCUUCUCGGGGACUUUCUCCGACCGCGUCACCGAGGUCCAAGGCGGCAACGGAGAAGUUGCGGACCUCCUGUUCCAACCCGGUAAACAGUCCAACUACAAGAAGUGGCUCGCAUCUCUGAAGACACUUCCCGGAAUGGUCUCCUACCAGCUGAGCUCUCUGCACACGCUGGUGAGGAACAACCCCAUCCUGGAGUCGAACCUGCGCACUGCCAUCAGAGACUACAUCAUGCGCAACGCCAUUUCCACCGCCUGUCCGUCCGGGUGCAGCAUGGGCCGGCGGAACAAAAACUGUGCGUGUUCGUGCAGCGGGCACAGUCGGGUGAACUCCAACUGCUGCCCCACCAAGCCGGGCAUAGGGAGGAUGAACGUGACGGUUGUCCGGGCGACGGGGCUCUGGGGGGACUACAUUUCCAAAACGGAUGGUUACGUGAAGGUGUUCUACGGCAAUCAAGGAGACACCACUCCAGUGAUAUGGAACAAUGACUUCCCUGCGUGGAAUUUCAAGAUACACUUUGGGACGGUGGAGUUGGGGAGCAGAACACCUGUGAAGUUUGAGGUGUGGGACCGCGACAGCGUUUGGAACGACGACCACCUGGGCACUGCGUUGAUCAUCCCCACUCAGGGCGUGAACGUCAGCAAGAUGUUCAAGCUGAAACACGGCUCUCUGUACGUGACGAUGUCUGUGGUCUGCGGGCCCAGCCUGAAGGGCUCUCUGUGCAUUGACUACUCCCCCUCCCCUAGUUCCCUGGAUGGGCUGCCUGACGCCGGGGACCCUGGUGGGGACGUGGGGACCUCCUUCCAGCAGGGCCCUGCUGCCCGCAACUCCACCUUCCUGUGAAGAGGAGCUCUGUGGGCAGCAGGGACGGGGGAUUACAGGGUGAACGGCCCUGUAGUUUAUUUGAAGCGUUGUUAGCUUGGUAGUAUGAAACCCUCACUCGGGCUAGAGAAGGGGAUGUUGUUUUUGCUUCACACCAGCUUGAUGAAGAACGGUAACGUGGUUUUUGCUGAUGUUCUGCAGAUGGUGAGGACUGUGGUCAUGUCCUUAGACAUGCACAGAAUACGACCACAACUCUCAACGGACAGAGUGGGUGGCCUCUGCCUACAGAGAAAGAAAAAAGCAGCUACAAAUAAAACGUUUUGCGUGCAACUAUUUCUGAUUGGUGAAGUUUAG
Molecule: messenger RNA, 2019 nt
Organism: Osmerus eperlanus (European smelt)
Lineage: Eukaryota; Metazoa; Chordata; Actinopteri; Osmeriformes; Osmeridae
Gene: prf1.3
Product: perforin 1.3
Exons: 3
Coding region: 1-1686 (561 amino acids)
Biological process (GO): immunological synapse formation; T cell mediated cytotoxicity; defense response to virus
Cellular component (GO): membrane
Molecular function (GO): calcium ion binding; wide pore channel activity; pore-forming activity
Source: RefSeq, a predicted model, not a curated record